AAGAAGAUGGAAGUCAAGACUGGUAAGGUUAAAAGGGAGAAACCUACCAUGACGAAAAAGAAGAACAAACAGGAAGAUGAAAUCAACGUGCCAUCCAACAUCUAUUGCCACCGAGACACUGAAGAGACGCCCCAACAAGAUGACAACGCCGCAAAUGAAGAUCAAGUCAACGUGCCAUCCCACUUCUUUUUCCAACGAGACACUGACAAGACGCCCCAACAAGAUGUAGACACUUCACAGCUUCUUCUUAUUCUUUCAAAUGACGUUGAACUUAACCCUGGACCGACUUUCAGUUGCAAAUGGACAUCAUGCUUCAAGAAAUUUAUUAAUUAUGGUGAACUUAGUGCCCAUUUAGUAUGUCACAUAGAGGGAACAAAUAGAUGCCAAUGGGAAGACUGCUAUGAAUAUUUUUCAGCUAACAGCGAGAUAUUCAAAACAAUCGAUGAAUGGGAAAACACGCUACCUGAUGGGAAGAUCAAUGAACAGACAACAGAUCUGAAUAUGUGUCCGCUGCAUCUGAGGUCCAAACUGAUGCUGCUCUUAUUUGAUGAAGAUUACUCCAUUCCAACGGGUUAUUACACAAUAGAGGAACACUACAAAUACCUGGAAUCGCUAAAAGCAUCUGUAGACAAGCCUGAAAAGAUGUUUUUAAACAAGUUUGUGAUUACCAGCGCACACAAGCAACACUCUUCCAAUCUCAAACAAAAACAUCACCUCCAGCAACAUACCAGCAACAUACCCACAGAGCAGUUAUAG
Messenger RNA from Dreissena polymorpha, 756 nucleotides. RefSeq lists its product as uncharacterized. The transcript has 6 exons. The record is from RefSeq and is a predicted model, not a curated record. Lineage: Eukaryota; Metazoa; Mollusca; Bivalvia; Myida; Dreissenidae. The coding region runs from base 7 to 756 and encodes 249 amino acids.